Molecule: messenger RNA, 801 nt
Organism: Oppia nitens
Lineage: Eukaryota; Metazoa; Arthropoda; Arachnida; Sarcoptiformes; Oppiidae
Product: 3-oxoacyl-[acyl-carrier-protein] reductase FabG-like
Exons: 6
Coding region: 1-801 (266 amino acids)
Source: RefSeq, a predicted model, not a curated record
AUGAUUAAUUACACCAAAAUCAUCAAUAUCUAUGAAAGUGCUAAUGAUUUUUAUGAUGAGGUAAGAAAUUCGCGAAACUUUACCGGAAAAGUAGUAUUAGUCACCGGUUCGGGCACUGGUAUCGGGGCUUCAAUCGUCAAGUUAUACUCAGCACUGGGAGCUAAUGUAGUAAUUACCGGUAGAAAACCCGAUGAAAUACACAAAGUAGCUCAAGAAGCCCAACAAUUGUCACCAAAUAAACUUAAACCACUAGAAGUUAAAGCCGAUCUCAUUAAAAAUAUUUUGGUCAACAAUGCCGGCAGUGGAGGAUUGGCUGCCAUAACUGACCCCAAGUUUAUUGAUGCACUCAAAUCAGUUGAAAUACUUAAUAUCAAUGCAAACCUACAGCUGACACAACUGGCUAUUCCUUAUCUCGAGAAAACCAAAGGCAAUAUUGUUAUGAUUACAGCAAUUACUACAGAGAGACCAAUCAAAAAUUGGUUACCAUAUAAUAUAGCUAAAGAUGCCCUGGAAGAUGCCACCAAGGUAUUAUCAUUUGAAUUGGGAGGUAAAGGCAUACGAGUUAACUCUGUUAGUCCCGGAAUGAUUAAUUCACAUCCAGAAAGUAUUGAUCCAAUAGAAGAAGCUCUCAUUAAAAAAGCAAUAAAACGGACGCCAUUGGGCAGAGUAGGCGAUCCCACUGACGUUGCGGCCGCUGUUGUAUUCCUGAGCUCAUCGGACGCCCGAUUCAUAACUGGACACAGUUUGGUAGUCGACGGCGGACUUAAAUAUAAUGUCGACUCAAAUUUUAUGGAUAUAUAA